AUGCGCCUGCUCUGUGCCCUGCUCAUCCUGCUGCCCGAGGCGGCGGCGUCGCGGACGCGCCGGGAGCUGGCGCCGGGCUUGUACGAGCACGGCGUGUACGACGCGGGCGGCUCAUACUGCGAGCGCGGCGACGUGUGCUGCCGCGGGCGCGACGACGGCUGCACCGUGCCCUACCUCGACACCAUCUGCUACUGCGACCUCUUCUGCAACCGCACCGUCUCCGACUGCUGCCCCGACUUCUGGGAAUACUGCCUGGGCAUCCCGCCGCCCUUCCCCAAGGCGCACGGUUGCACCCGCGCUGGCCACAGCUACCCGAGCGGAGCCACGUACCGCGAGAACUGCAACCUGUGCACCUGCAGCCAGGACGGGCGCUGGGACUGCGAGGACCAUGCCUGCCUCAUGGACCCGGAGCUCAUCAACGCCAUCAACAGCGGCAACUUCGGCUGGAGAGCCACCAACUACAGCCACUUCUGGGGCAUGACGCUGGACGAGGGCAUCCGCUACCGCCUGGGCACCUUCCGCCCGCCGCCCACCGUGCUCAACAUGAACGAGCUGCACGUGCCCAUGGACUCCAACGAGGUGCUGCCACGGCACUUCGACGCCGCCACUAAGUGGCCCGGCAUGAUCCACGAGCCCCUGGACCAGGGCAACUGCGCCGGCUCCUGGGCCUUCUCCACGGCAGCCGUCGCCUCCGACCGCAUCUCCAUCCACUCCAUGGGGCACAUGACGCCCGCGCUGUCGCCCCAGAACCUGCUCUCCUGCGACACCCGCAACCAGCGCGGCUGCGGCGGCGGGCGGCUCGACGGCGCCUGGUGGUACCUGCGCCGGCGCGGGGUGGUGACGGACGAGUGCUACCCGUUCACGAGCCGCGGGAGCCGCGCGCCGGGGCAGCCCUGCAUGAUGCACAGCCGCUCGACGGGCCGCGGCAAGCGGCAGGCGACCGCGCGCUGCCCCAACCCGCGCGCCCGCGCCAACGACAUCUACCAGGCCACCCCCGCCUACCGCCUCUCGGCCGACGAGAAGGAGAUCAUGAAGGAGCUCAUGGAGAACGGGCCGGUGCAAGCCAUCCUGGAGGUGCACGAGGAUUUCUUCAUGUACGAGAGCGGGAUCUACCGGCACACGCGGCUGGCCGAGGGCAAGGCGCCGCGGCACCGGCGGCACGGCACCCACUCCGUCAAGAUCACGGGGUGGGGAGAGGAGCAGAUGCCUGACGGCCAGACCCAGAAGUACUGGACGGCCGCCAACUCCUGGGGCAAGGAGUGGGGCGAGAAGGGCCACUUCCGCAUCGCCCGCGGCGUCAACGAGUGCGACGUGGAGACCUUCGUGGUGGGCGUGUGGGGCCGCGUGGGCGCCGAGGACGUGCGCCACGGCGCCUAG
Molecule: messenger RNA, 1377 nt
Organism: Nothoprocta perdicaria
Lineage: Eukaryota; Metazoa; Chordata; Aves; Tinamiformes; Tinamidae
Gene: TINAGL1
Product: tubulointerstitial nephritis antigen like 1
Exons: 11
Coding region: 1-1377 (458 amino acids)
Biological process (GO): proteolysis
Cellular component (GO): lysosome
Molecular function (GO): cysteine-type peptidase activity; peptidase inhibitor activity
Source: RefSeq, a predicted model, not a curated record